This is a messenger RNA of Hydractinia symbiolongicarpus, 498 nucleotides long. RefSeq lists its product as uncharacterized. The record is from RefSeq and is a predicted model, not a curated record. The coding region runs from base 4 to 390 and encodes 128 amino acids. The transcript has 4 exons. NCBI's taxonomy places the organism in Eukaryota, Metazoa, Cnidaria, Hydrozoa, Anthoathecata, Hydractiniidae.
GGAAUGUCUUUACUAAUGUGCUCUUAUUCUACUGGAUUAAUUCUUGGACCAGGCAUCGGAGCAUUUUUGGCGUUUCCUGUGGAUAGCUACCCAAGUAUAUUUACAGGUUCAAUUUUUGCCAAAUUUCAAAUUCUUUUACCGCACCUUGUCGUCGUCUUCGCUCUACUGGUCGCCGUAUGUUUGACCGUUUAUAUUUUACCACGUGAUAGAAGCAUGACAAUUGAUGAAAAGACGAAACUUUUAACUUCAAACAAAUCGUCUGUCUGCAGUUCCGGAAAGAAAAACGAAAUUUUUGAUGUUGUGGAAAAUGAAAUAGUAGAAUAUAAAACCAGGUCCUGCUGUCGCGCAUGUGACUUUAAAAAUUCGCGACUUGGAAAUAUUUUGAGGUAAAGUUAUUGAUUAGACUUCUGCUUUUGUUAUAAAAUUUCCAUUAUAAGGAAAGCCGAUUUAGAAGUUUGAACUGAAGGUACCUUUUUGUUAUUCUUUCGCAACCAAAUA